CAUUUAUUUGGUCACGUGACCACAAAGAAUUGUUCUUUGUUUGUCAAGCGUUUUCUCUAUUUUGUGCUUGGGGAGCGGUAUUUUUGUAAAUUUAAAAUGGAGAUAUAAUUCCAAAGCAUGUCAAGGACAGUUUUGCAACAUGAAUAAUAAAGCUUGGGGUAAGGGAUGAAUUGUAAAAUCAUUUCUUUAUUGUAAUAUCGCUCUUAAUGUUUGUCUAUUCGUUUUCAGUUGUCGAAUCUAUGAUUACGACAUGCUCGUUUUAAAUUUUAAGAUUUCUAGCCAUAAAAAGGAAAGUCUGUAAAAUAAUAUAAGAACAAUGGCGUACUAUGUAAAAUAUGGAGAGGAGAAUGGCAUAUUAAAACUAUAUAAGAACCCCAGUGUCAAAUCAUGGGCAAUUUUAACAAUGCUUCUAAGCAUUGGAGGAGCAGCCUCUCUUUUUACGUCCGGUAAGUUAUAUUUACAAAAUUUUCAACAAGCUAAUCUAAAAAAAGUCUUUUUAUAACAUUGUAGAAAACUUUAUAUGGAGAACUGGAUACUUAUGUUGUACGUUGUUUAUCGGUCUAACGUGUAUGGACGAUUUUCAAGAGUGCAUUUUAGAGAAAAAGAAGGAAAGAAUUACAUUUUAUAAACGCAGUUUGCUGCAAAAACUAUUGUCUCUUUCGACCAUCUCUGAUUUUUAUGAAGGGCAUUUAGUAAAUAUACAAUAUGUUUCGGUCGAUUCUAACGGAGAAUAUGGUAAUAGUGGAAAGAUGAAAUGCCGAGUUGUUGUAUGCUGUCAAGAUAUUGAAAAUAAUCAAAAUCUCAUUUAUCCAAUAACUGAUGGAUUUUACGAGGAAUGCGAAUCUCAUUUUGAAGUAGCCAAGAAGAUUGCAGAUUAUUUAGGUCUUAUUGAGAUACGAGAAGAUCAGGAAGAGGAAGAAGAGGAAGGAACUGGUGAAGAGGAUGAAGGAUCAUUGUCUGAGACUAGUCAUGAAAAUGAAGGGGAAGAGUUUGCCAUCGAUCAAAGCGAAUCAGACUACGGUAGCAAUGAUUAUGACGACGGAACAUCGAGCCAAAAUUCUUUUGAAAUGGAUAAUACAUUUGACGAACAAUCAGAGGAGGAAGUCAAAAAUUUUCCAGUUUAA
This is a messenger RNA of Dimorphilus gyrociliatus, 1124 nucleotides long. Lineage: Eukaryota; Metazoa; Annelida; Polychaeta; Dinophilidae. The record is from the annotation of a GenBank genome assembly.